CCUCAUCGCGUGUCUUUCUCUUUCGUCUCCGCUUUCUCCGCCGGCAGACAGCCAUCAACCUUCUCCAGUUCCUUCCAAACCCUCUGAAAGAAUAUGUUCAGUAUAUGCGUUAUCCUCUGAAUCAUUCUCCAAUAUGCCAUGCAUAUCCAACGCCUUAAGACCGAUCGACACCAGAUGCUGGGGAGUAGGUGGAGCUGGAGGAGGCGGCACUCUCUGCCAAUCUGCCAAUUUGUUGAUUUAGAUUUUGAUGGAGGACCUUCAGUUGGUACAGAGUCAGAGCGGUGGAAGCGUGAAGGAGGAGGAGAGGGAAAGGAAGAAGGGGUCGGCUUACUCGUUGCUGCGGAAGAUGGAGUUAGAGAGCCGCUACGCCUCCUCCUCCUCCUUCGCGUCUUCUUCCAAAGUUGUUAUCUUGGCCUGCGACGCCACGAGGGAGCAUAACGAGGUCGAGAUGCGCCUGACGGUGAACGCCAUUCGCAUGAGAGGCGACAUUCUCUGCGGCCGAAACACCCUGAUCGUCCUCGGCGUCCUCCACAUGGUCACCAACCCCAUGGGAUAUCAAACAAAAGCAUGCACUGAUUCAUUUGGUGGGACAAGUUCUCGGGCUCUUGAAGAGGAAGUCUGGAGGAAGCUUGAUAAAUAUGAAAGCAUGCUUCAAGAAAGUGUUGAGAAAUGCAAAAAUGAAGCAGUUAGCAUCAAUAUCAAAAUAACCGCUGGAACACCAGCCAAAAUUGUGGUUCUUCAGGAAGUUCUUAAUAAUAAACCUGCCUGGCUUAUCCUUGAUAGGCACUUGCGGAGGGACAUGAAAUUUUAUAUGAAACACAUAACCUGCAAAGUCGCAUCUGUUUCUGAUAAUCUAUUUGUUGCUGUGCCAAAACCAUUUGUUACAAAUGCUUCAAGUAAAGAAACAGUAGAGCAGAAGCUAUUUUCUGUCUCCAGAAGUGUUCAACCCAGUUCAAACAUGGAGGAAGAUGACAAGAACAUAGGUGAAGCCAAUGUGCGCUCUUUGGUGUCUUUUUCAGAUUAUUAUUCUUCUAUAACUUCCCAAGAUUACUCCAAUACCUUUAAGCUGAGCAUGCUAUCAUCAUCCAAAUCAAGGUUCGAGGACUCUAGUAUAAUGGCAUUUGAUGGAGUUGCCACUUCAGGGGUAUGUUUUAAAGAACAAAGAAAUCUGUCUGGUAAGCAGGUCCUGGAGGGCAAUAAUGAUUUAGUUUUGCAGUAUGAUUCCUCUGAAAAGCCAAUUCUUUGUGCUGCUUGUGGACUAAGGUCAAUACUUUAUAUCAAGGAAUCUAUGAAGUUCCAAUUUUCAGAGAUUCAGGAUGCAACUAACGAUUUUUCAAAAGAUAAUUUAUUGGGAGAAGGUGGAUUUGGUUUUGUAUACAAAGGCCAACUUAAAGAUGACCAGUUUAUUGCAGCAAAAGUACGAAAAGAUCAAAGCACCCAAGGAUACAAUGAAUUCUUUUCUGAAGUGCAUGUUCUAAGCUUUGCAAGACAUAGGAAUAUUGUGAUGCUUUUGGGUUAUUGUUGCAAGGAGAAACAUAAUAUCUUAGUUUAUGAAUAUAUCUGCAACAAGUCUCUUCAUUGGCAUCUUUUUAAUGAAUCUGCUGAGCUUCUUGAAUGGGAUCGUAGACAUGCUAUUGCUUUGGGAAUAGCAAAAGGUCUUCGUUUUCUGCAUGAAGAAUGCCGUGGUGGUCCAAUUAUUCAUAGAGAUUUGCGACCAAGCAAUGUUCUGCUUACACAUGAUUUUGUUCCCAUGCUUGGGGAUUUUGGUCUUGCUAAAUGGAAAUCUAAUAAUGAUUCAUUCCAAACACAAGUUCUAGGAACUUCUGGGUAUCUUGCACCUGAGUAUGCUGAAUUUGGUAUUGUCUCAGUAAGGACUGAUGUUUACUCAUUCGGAGUACUUCUUUUUCAGCUGAUAUCUGGACGUCCGGUAAUUGAUGAAGACAGUGGGCAUUCCCAGCAUAUAUUGCAAUGGGCAGAACCGUUAGUUGAAAAUCUUGCACUUCAUGAUCUUAUUGAUCCUGUCCUUGGAGAAUCUUAUGACACUUAUGAGUUAUAUCGUGUGGCUAGAGCAGCAUUUCUCUGUGUUAGGAGAAAUCCUGAAAUGCGUCCAUCUGUGGGAGAGGUUGUUCAUCUUCUCGAAGAAGGCCAUGUCCGAGACUUAGCACAGCAGUUUGUCCCAUACUAUACAAAAUGAUGAUCAUUCAUGGCUAGCAAUUGGAUAGACCAAUGAUGAAUGUAUGAAUUACACAAGCAUUCACUUUUGUUAUUGAUGUGAUUUGUUCCGUCCACAUUCAUUGCACUGGAAGGAUUGUUAGGGAAUUGAUAUUGUUGCCUUCCAUUUACUCAUAGUUAUUGUCGAUUUAUUAAAUGAGGGUGGGUGGCUUCAAUUGUUCUUUCCACGUAACAAAAAUGGAGUAUUUGUUUAUAAGUUUGAUAAAGGGGAACUUUAGCAUAAUGAUAAAAUUAUUGUGACCUAAAGUAAAUUCUUGUAUAGUAGGAUAAAGCUAUGUAAUAGAUCCUUUCUCAGGACCUAUUAUUAGUAA
Zingiber officinale is the source of this 2543-nucleotide messenger RNA. RefSeq names its product receptor-like cytosolic serine/threonine-protein kinase RBK1. NCBI's taxonomy places the organism in Eukaryota, Viridiplantae, Streptophyta, Magnoliopsida, Zingiberales, Zingiberaceae. Gene Ontology annotation, biological process: protein phosphorylation. The transcript has 11 exons. Gene Ontology annotation, molecular function: protein tyrosine kinase activity; ATP binding. The coding region runs from base 248 to 2194 and encodes 648 amino acids. The record is from RefSeq and is a predicted model, not a curated record.